AUGAUUAAAGUUAAGAUAGAAUUUUUGGGAGGUUUAGAUGUUAUAAGUAACAAACAAAGAGAACAUAAAUUGAUUAUUGAUAAAGAAGAAGGUGAAGCUACUAUGAAAGAUGUCAUACUGGCAAUCUGUGAAAAAAUCAUUGCUGAUGAAAAAGAUAUACCAGUUUUCAUUGAAGAUGAGACUGUGAGACCUGGAAUCUUGGUUUUGAUUAAUGAUACAGAUUGGGAAUUAGAAGAUGGUGAGAAUUAUGUCAUAGAAAGUGGUGAUGUCUUCACAUUCACCAGUACUUUACAUGGAGGUUAA
Yamadazyma jaroonii is the source of this 303-nucleotide messenger RNA. The record is from the annotation of a GenBank genome assembly. Lineage: Eukaryota; Fungi; Ascomycota; Pichiomycetes; Serinales; Debaryomycetaceae.